Messenger RNA from Penicillium psychrosexuale, 183 nucleotides. RefSeq lists its product as uncharacterized. The record is from RefSeq and is a predicted model, not a curated record. NCBI's taxonomy places the organism in Eukaryota, Fungi, Ascomycota, Eurotiomycetes, Eurotiales, Aspergillaceae. Bases 1 to 183 code for a protein of 60 amino acids. The transcript has 2 exons.
AUGGCGGCCGAGUCAACACAAGGAGACACUCACGACAAAGCGUGGGAGAGAGCGGAGAAGAAGUUCGCACAUAAAAAUGCCAGCGAGUACUACGACCCAUGCCAAGACUUCGCAGAUCGGAGUCUCAAGUGUAUGAAACGGAAUGCCUAUGAGCGCGAAAUGUGCCACGAUUAUUUCCAGUAA